Solanum tuberosum (potato) is the source of this 430-nucleotide messenger RNA. Its product is annotated as probable LRR receptor-like serine/threonine-protein kinase At1g07650. The transcript has 5 exons. NCBI's taxonomy places the organism in Eukaryota, Viridiplantae, Streptophyta, Magnoliopsida, Solanales, Solanaceae. Bases 23 to 364 code for a protein of 113 amino acids. The record is from RefSeq and is a predicted model, not a curated record.
CAUGUUGGAGCAUUAAAAGAAAAUGUCAGCAUUCCAUGAUUUCAGUAUUUCUUCUUUUCUGCUUAUCUUAGUCCUCUGCUCUCUAGUACAAACCAUUGAAGCACAAGGUUACAGUCGUCGUCUUCCUCAACAAGAAAAGAAUGCUCUGAAAGAAAUAGCAGAGCAGUUGGGUAAAAAGGACUGGGAUUUUGAUGUGAAUCCUUGUAAUGGCACCACAGAUUGGAUUACACCAAUAACUGACGAGAAAUCGAAGUAUAUCAACAAUGUAACCUGCAUUUGCUCUACCCCUGAUAGUUUCUGUCAUGUACAAAUCAUAUUACUCAAAGGACAAGAUCUUGCAGUGAUGUCUCGCGCAACUAUUUGAGUGGUACUAUUCCCCCUGAAUGGGCAUCUAUCAAACUGGAAUAUAUGUCUGUUAUGGUGAAUCGAC